AUGAGUGGUUUACAAAAGAAGAAAAGAGGUGGAAAGAGAACGCCGAAAGUUCAAACAGAAGAAGGAUCGUCUUCUCAACCUCAAAAAAAGCAAAAAAAGAAAGCUGUUGAAACUAUGUUGGUUGAUGAACCAGAAGAAGAUGAAACAGAAGUUAACGUUGAAGAAGAUCAAUUUCGUUUAUCUCCUGAAACUGAGCGUUUGAUGAAAGAUCUUGCUGACACUCUGGAAGCUGAGAAAGCAUCUGGUAAGGUGGCAGUUGAUGAUGAAGAGAAGAAUGAAUCAGGUUCAGAAGAUGAGGUUGAUGUUGAAGUCGAUAAAUGGAUCAAAGAAAACUACGAUCCAAGAGAUAGAGUGAAACAAAAGAAAAGAAAGAGGAGUACGGACGAUGAUGAUGAAACGUGUGUUUCAUCACCAGAAAAUGUUCAGGGUGUACAAACACCAUCUUUUGGAGAGGAUAUAACUCUUGAAAAGCUUGAUGAUUUUAGCUUUGUCAAUGAUGAUCUUGUAAAGAAGUUGCAAAAGAAGGUGGAUGAAGUGUCAAGUGAGAAAAAGAAGUUAGAGAAACGUGUAAAGUCUGUUGAAGCUGAAAAUUUAUCUUUGUUGAAAAAGGUUGAAGCCGAUCAAGCCGACAUUGAUAUUCUGAAAGUUCGAAUAGCAAAGUUGGAAGAAGAAAAGGCUCGAAGGAAUGAACAGAAUGAAUACUUCAAGUUGAAGAACAAAGAAUUAGAGGCCAAUAAUGCAAAGAAAGAACAUGAAGCGUAUAUGAUGAAGAAAGUGAUUGAAAAUUUGAUCGGUAAGACAACUGAACAGAGGUUUGAAGAAAUAGAGCUUGAAGAAGUAAGAGCUAGACAUAAAGCUGAAAUAGAAGCUGAAAUGAAAAACAAGGGAAAAGAUGUUCAAGUUGAAGGUGUUGCUCAAGUGUCUGAAAGGGCAAUUGUUCCAUCAAAAGUUCCUGAAACGUCUAUUCUUGAUCCUUGUCCGAUAUCUUCAGUAUCUGGUGAGAUUGACGAUGAUGAUGAAGAAGAUGAAGAAGAUGAUGAUGAUCUUCUGAAAGAUGAUGCAGAGGAUGUUUAUUUUGUUCACAAUGAUGAUGACGAUGAUGGCAAUGAUGAUGAUGAUCAAGGUACUUCGGGUAUAAAAGUCACAGAAGCGUCUCAAGAAGAGAAGUUUGAUGAAUAUCUUCAUGAUGAUGCUAAUGAAGAACCUGAGAAUGCAAGUGGAAAGGGGGAGCAUGAUGAUGCUGAGAAAGAUGAAGAAAAUGUUGAUCAUGUUACAAGAUUGAUUCUACAUCUUGAACACGAUGUAGAGGAAGGUGAAAUCUUGCAUACUUAUAAUAGAGCUGAGAUCAUCAAGAAGACGCAUAUUGAAGAUAAUGAUUUUAACUUUGAUUUUGAAGAAGAGUUGAAUCAGUUUGAUACCAAUCAGCAACCAGAAUAUCAGUAUAAGUACGUUGAAGAAGCUGAUAACUACGACAAAGUGGAAGUAGAAGAUUGGAGUGAUGAAGAUCAAUCUAAGAACGUUAAUGUUGAUACUUCUAGCUUUCCGACGCUUGCUGAAUUCUUCAGUCAAGCGAAUGAAGAUGAAUUGCGAAGAAAGGUUGCAGAAAGUGUAAAGAAUAAAAGUUUUCAUGAAAUGUCGAAAGAUGAACAACGCGAAGAAAGAAAGAAAGAAAGAAAUGGUUCAGGAAAGAUACAGAGAGAAAAUUCAAAAGACCACUGA
Helianthus annuus (common sunflower) is the source of this 1719-nucleotide messenger RNA. Its product is annotated as DNA ligase 1-like. The transcript has 2 exons. The record is from RefSeq and is a predicted model, not a curated record. Lineage: Eukaryota; Viridiplantae; Streptophyta; Magnoliopsida; Asterales; Asteraceae. The coding region runs from base 1 to 1719 and encodes 572 amino acids.